CUGUACUCCCCUCGUUUAUUCAAUGUAUAUAAAGGGUGACGGACAAACCAUAUUUGUUUAAUUUCAAGUGAAGAAGCAAAAUAAUAUUAUUGUAUAAGAGUUUGAAGUGGAGAAGAUAAUCCAGAGAUGGGAAAAGAAUGCCACCCUUUGUUGAGUGGGAGGAGAAAAGCAAGAAGCAACUACAGCCAUGGCUUCUCUUCAGCAGAGAUGCAAACACUGGCCACCAUUUGCGACACCAUUUUACCUUCAAUUCCCUUGGAGGAAAAACAAGACCAUCCUGCAGGCAAUAAGGCUUUGGAAUAUUUUUACAAAGCUUCUGGUUCUCAAGCUCCCAUCCCUGACGAGGUUGCUGAAAUUUUAGUGAAAAGAGGCCUAAUAGAAGCGGGGAUCUUGAUUAGAGUAAUAUUGAUGAUCCUUUCCACAAAGUUGGGCACGUUUUUGCUUUGUGGGUCGCUUUGUUUGAGCAAAAAAUGGCCUUUCAUCAACAGAUUUUCGUGUAUGUCAUUCGAGAAUCGGGAGAAGGUUCUACAAAAAUGGUUCAAACAUUGGUUUCUGACGCCCGUUCGAGUUGCAUUUAUGUACAUAAAGGCUCUAUGCCUCUUCGUUUUCUUAUCCCGGGUAAUUCUACUCUUCAUUAUCACUAGCUGA
This is a messenger RNA of Pistacia vera, 648 nucleotides long. RefSeq names its product long-chain-alcohol oxidase FAO1-like. The transcript is spliced from 2 exons. Lineage: Eukaryota; Viridiplantae; Streptophyta; Magnoliopsida; Sapindales; Anacardiaceae. Bases 127 to 648 code for a protein of 173 amino acids. The record is from RefSeq and is a predicted model, not a curated record.